AUGCGCAGCCAGCAGCAGCUGCUGCUGCACAAAUCCUUACAGCUACAGCAGCAGCAGCAGCGGCAGCAGCGAAAAAUCAGCAGCAGCAAAGCAGCUGCAGCAACGCAAAGAACAUCGUCAGCUUCACUACCAGGAGCGGCAAUGACCAUAAGCACUAGCUGCAGCAGCAGUAGCAGCAGCAGCAGCAGCAGCAGCAGCAGCCCAAAGAGCACCACGAGCCCAGAACCACCAGCUAGAGGAGCAACGGCCUCACCAGCAGCAGCAACAGCAGCAGCAGCAGCAGUAACAGCAGCAACAGCAGCAGCACGUGGGGAUGGUUCGCUGUUCUUGCUGCAAGUGCCACCCCUGUCGAGCUUGCUGCGGCUUUUGUUACCGCAAGCGGCGCGAGAGGAAGGUCUAUGGUAA
Messenger RNA from Eimeria necatrix, 405 nucleotides. RefSeq lists its product as hypothetical. The record is from RefSeq and is a predicted model, not a curated record. Bases 1 to 405 code for a protein of 134 amino acids. The transcript has a single exon. NCBI's taxonomy places the organism in Eukaryota, Apicomplexa, Conoidasida, Eucoccidiorida, Eimeriidae.